Molecule: messenger RNA, 1849 nt
Organism: Panicum virgatum (switchgrass)
Lineage: Eukaryota; Viridiplantae; Streptophyta; Magnoliopsida; Poales; Poaceae
Exons: 1
Coding region: 127-1554 (475 amino acids)
Molecular function (GO): protein binding
Source: RefSeq, a predicted model, not a curated record
CCGAGAAAUACAUGGGGCUCGGGCGCGACGGAUCAGCGGCGUUUAAGUGCCUGCCACCCGCACGCACGCCUCUCGACGCCAGCAGCCCGAUCGCUUCACGCGGUCGUGUUCCGCACGCCGCCGCUAAUGCCUACCAUGAGCAAGCUCGCCGGCGGCGCCGGGGGGCCGCCGGGCUGGGGCUGUGGCUGGGCCGACCUCCCGCGCGACCUCCUCGAGUCCGUCCUCGGACGCCUCCCCGUGCCGGACAGCCUCCGCUUCCCCGCCGUCUGCGCCGCAUGGCAGUCGGCCGCCGGCGCCGCCGCGGGGCCUCAGGCCGCGCUGUCCCCGUGGCUCAUGCUGCCCUUCAACCCGACCGCGCGGCGGGGCGGUGGUGACGCCAAGUUCGCGGAGGCGCGGUUCCUGAGCCUGGCGGAGGGCAGGGCGUACGCCAUCCGGCAGCCGGCGCCCGCCGCCUCGGACCGCGUCUGCGUCGGCUCGUCGCCCGACGGGUGGCUCGUCACCGCCGACGCCUGCUCGGAGCUGCAGCUCCUGAACCCGGUCACCGGCGCGCAGGUCCAGUUGCCGUCCGUCGCCACGCUCCCGUUCGUCGACGCCAGCCGCGGCGCGGACGGCCGCGUCGUGAGCUACGAGCUCCGGUGCUGCUUCACCGACGACGACGGCUGCGGCGAGGUGCUGAUCCCGCCGGAGACGCUCGCGCCGGACAGGCUCCCGUACGAGGUCUACGAGAAGGCCAUCCUCGUGGCCGCGCCGCGGAGGAUUGCGCCGUCGGGGUCCUGGGGCGGCUACGCCGUGCUGCUCAUCUGCCAGCCCCUGUCCCGUCUCGCCGUCGCGCGGGCAGGGGACACGGAGUGGACUCUGCUCGACACGCCGGCGCGCUGCUGGGUCGACGCCGUGCGCGCGUCCUCCGAGGACGGAGCCGACGGGAGGCAGCGUCGAGCGUUCUACACGAUGGACGCCGCGGGGCGCGUCGAGGCGUGGGACAUGGACGCGACGCCGCCGGCGUCCCGGUCCCGGGCGAUCGCGCCGCCGUGCUGCUGCUCGUCCCUCGCGUGCGCCAUGUCGGCGGCGUGCCGUAGGUACCUCGUGGAGCUCGCGCCGGGGCACCUGCUCCAGGUGCACCGGCUCCGCGGCGCGGCGCACGCGCGGCACACCUGGGAGCCCCGGCCGGAGCGCGUCGAGUACACGACCACCAGCGUCGAGCUCUUCGAGUGGAAGGCCGGCGCCGCCGCUGAAGCAAGGGACCACCUUCCCCGGUGGGCGCAGGUGGACGGCAAGAGCAGCAGCCGCGUCCUGGGCGGGCGCGCGCUGUUCCUGGGGAAGAACACGUCGGUCUGCGCCCCCGUGGACGGCGGCGGGUGCCCCGGGCUGAGGGGCAACUGCGUGUACUUCACCGACGACGGGCCGUGGUCGCACGAGCGGUGCCACGAGGUGGCACCGGACGUGGGCGUGCUGGACCUCGCCGACGGGAGCUACCGGCCGCCGCGCGGCGCGGCGCGGGACCUGCUCUGGAAGUGGCCGCCCCCGGUGUGGGUGUUCCCUUCGCUCGCCGGCUGAUCGACGGCCCGAUCCCAAUCUUGGAAGGUUCCAUGACAAAACAAGUUCUUUUCUAUCAGCUUCCGUCGUCCAGAGAUAUUCCCAGGAACAGCGGCUCAGCUUGUCGUUGAGGUGCUGCCUCCUUAUUUGUGCGUACAACUGCUAGCUACUAGUGUUCUUGUAAAGAAACUUGUUUAAGUUGAAUAAGAAGGCGUGUGAGUGACAGAGGUCAACCUCUCGUUGACCUCGCGCAGCGACACGCUGCUGGGCGUAGAAAAGUCGUUCAAGCUCAUUUCGUACUUCCCUUUCCCUGCAA